UUUAAGGCCCAGCCCAGGCUAUAGAGGGAAGUGUCCCUGUCACGGCCCAGCCAUGGGGGAUACCUUCAUUCGCCAUAUCGCCCUGCUGGGCUUCGAGAAGCGCUUCGUCCCCAGCCAGCACUAUGUGUACAUGUUCCUGGUUAAGUGGCAGGACCUGUCGGAGAAGGUGGUCUACAGAAAAUUCACCGAGAUCUACGAGUUCCAUAAAAUGCUGAAGGAGAUGUUCCCCAUCGAGGCCGGCGAGAUCCACACAGAGAACAGAGUCAUCCCACACCUCCCCGCACCCAGGUGGUUUGAUGGGCAACGAGCCGCUGAGAGUCGCCAGGGCACGCUCACUGAGUACUUCAACGGCCUCAUGGGACUGCCCGUGAAGAUCUCCCGCUGCCCACACCUGCUGGACUUCUUCAAAGUGCGGCCUGAUGACCUGAAACUGCCCACUGACAGCCAGGCGAAGAAGCCAGAGACGUACCUGGUGCCCAAAGAUGGCAAGAAUAAUGUAGCUGAUAUCACAGGCCCCAUCAUCCUUCAGACCUAUCGGGCCAUCGCUGACUACGAGAAGAGUUCGGGAACAGAGAUGACCGUGGCAACCGGAGACGUGGUGGACGUAGUGGAGAAAAGCCAGAGCGGCUGGUGGUUUUGCCAGAUGAAGACAAAGCGAGGUUGGGUCCCUGCAUCCUAUCUGGAGCCCCUUGACAGUCCCGACGAGGCAGAGGAUCCGGAUCCCAACUACGCAGGUGAACCGUAUGUAACCAUCAAAGCGUACACUGCUGUUGAAGAGGACGAGGUGUCCCUGUCUGAGGGUGAAGCCAUUGAGGUCAUUCAUAAGCUCCUGGAUGGCUGGUGGGUGGUCAGGAAAGGGGAUAUCACUGGCUACUUCCCAUCCAUGUAUCUGCAGAAGGCUGGGGAGGAGAUAACCCAGGCCCAGCGACAGAUCAGAGGCCGCGGGGCACCACCUCGAAGGUCGACCAUCCGCAACGCACAGAGCAUCCACCAGCGUUCUCGGAAGCGCCUCAGCCAGGACACCUAUCGCCGCAACAGCGUCCGAUUCCUACAGCAGCGCAGACGCCCCGGGCGACCCGGGCCGCAGAGCACGGAUGGCGCAAAGGACAAUCCAUCGACUCCGCGAGUCAAACCACAGCCCGCGGUGCCUCCGCGACCCAGCUCGGACCUCAUCCUGCACCGCUGUACAGAGAGCACCAAACGGAAGCUGACGUCCGCUGUGUGAGAGGCAGCGGCCCUAGACGGCUCCUAUCCCUAUCUCUGUAUAUACUUGUGUAUAGCCUCAGGUUAGAGACUCCUCCCCUGCCUUAAGGUUUGGAAUGGACUGAGACUCUGCAGCAAAGGACAGGACUGGGUUAAUCUCCACCGGUAUUGCUUGCAUGAGAGGAGGCAGUGAGCGCUGCUAGGGUGGGGGUUGCAGGGACAAAAAAGAUCUGAUUACCUGCUGCUGUAGUCUCUGACCAAGUUUGCAGAAGGCCAAGUGCCUUAGGAACGCCCUAGGAAAGUGUUUCUCAACCUGUUGGCUGUGACCCCUUUGGGGAGGGUGUCAAAAGACUUUCCCAGAGGUUGCCUAAGACCAUUGGAAAAUCCAGAUAUUUAUUUCUAUAGAUGUUUAUAUUAUGAUUCAUAAAAGUAGCGAGAUGACAGUUAUGAAGUAGCAAUGAAAAUAAUUUUAUGACUGGGGGUCCCCACAACAUCGGGAACGAGCUGUAUUAGGGUCACAGCAUUAGGGAGGUUGAGAAGCACUGCCCUAGGGCCUCAGGAUGUUGCCCAGUUGGGAGAGCUUGACUAGCAUGCAACCGGGCCUGGCUUCCAUUCCCAACAUCCCAUAAUAGGGCGUGCCAGUGUCCCAGCAUCAGGGCGGUCGAGCCGAGGCUCACAUCUGUAAUUUCAGAGCCAAGAGUCAAGAGAACUGCAGUUAGACUCAAGAUCUCGGCCUGGGCCAUGUAGGGGAUUUGAGAUCAGAUUUAGCUAGUGUGAGAUCCUGGGUCAAACCACCCCAUCCCACAGCAUAACGGGCGUAGGGAGUCUCAGGGGGAUGAAAGCAACUGUCAUUAGUGGACAGUUAUAGAUAGAUUAAUAUUAGCAACGAAUGACUAGUGUCAUUUUAGUGUCAUUAGUGAUGUGGAGACUUUGCUUUCAUGUCUCUAAGACCUUGCUGGUAUUUCCAUCCCCAAAUGCAAAGAAACCGCGCUGGCUGGUCUAGGUCAACUUGACACAAGCUGGUGUCAUCUAAGAGAGGGAACCUCAAUUGAGGAAACACCUCAGUGGUUAAGAGCACCAGCUGCUUUUCUGAGGACUGGUGUUCGAUUUCCAGCAUCCACAUUUGCCUGUAACUCCAGUUUUAGGGCAUCUGACACCCUCACACAGCCAUAUAUGCAGACAGAAGACCAAUGCACAUAAAUUAAAAUACACACCGAAAAAAACUUAAAAAGAGAGAAAAUGCCUCCAUAAGAUCUUGGUGAUUGAUGGGGGAGGGUCCAGCCCACAGUUGGUGGUGCCAUCCUGGGCUGGUGGUCCCAUCCUGGGCUGGUGGCCCUGGGUUCUAUAAGAAGGCAGGCUGAGCAAGCCAUGGGGAGGAAGGCAGUAAGCAGCACCCCUCCAUGGCCGCUGCAUCAACUCCUGCCUCCAGGAUCCUGCCCUGCUUGAGUCCUUGCCCUGCUUGAGUUCCUGUCCUGACUUUUUUCAGUGAUGAACAACAUGGAAUUGUAAGCUGAAUAAAUCUUUCCCUCCCCA
Messenger RNA from Mus caroli (Ryukyu mouse), 2736 nucleotides. RefSeq names its product neutrophil cytosolic factor 1 (gene Ncf1). The record is from RefSeq and is a predicted model, not a curated record. Gene Ontology annotation, biological process: respiratory burst; superoxide anion generation. Gene Ontology annotation, cellular component: NADPH oxidase complex; cytoplasm. Gene Ontology annotation, molecular function: phosphatidylinositol binding; protein binding; superoxide-generating NADPH oxidase activator activity. Lineage: Eukaryota; Metazoa; Chordata; Mammalia; Rodentia; Muridae.